UUGUUAUUAGAUCCAUUUUUUCUAAAUACUUAGAAUUGUUUAUAAACAUCUGGAAAUACAGCCCAUUUCGCGACUUCUGUCGUCCACACAAACCCGGAAGUGACACCCUUCCAGCCAAUGGAGUGCAAAUAAAGCAAAACAGAAACCCGCCUUCUUCUAUGACUGAAAAGGACGGAGGGGAGAUUAACAAGGAUUCUCGGCGGCAACGGUGCCACCAUCGUCAUUCUUCUUAUUAUAAAGGCAGAUAAUCGCAAUGGGCACCACCGACUCAAAACUGAACUUCAGGAAAGCAGUGAUUCAGCUGACAACCAAAACACAGCCGGUGGAAGCCACAGAUGACGCCUUCUGGGACCAGUUCUGGGCAGACACCACCACCACAGUGCAGGAUGUUUUUGCACUGGUUCCAGCUGCAGAGAUCAGAGCUCUACGAGAGGAAUCACCCUCCAAUUUAGCUACUCUGUGCUAUAAGGCUGUGGAGAAACUAGUGCAGGGGGCCGACUCGGGCUGCCCCUCUGAGAGAGAGAAGCAGGUGGUCCUGAACUGCAUUCGCAUCCUGACCCGUAUCCUCCCUUACAUCUUUGAAGACCAGGACUGGAGGGGGUUCUUCUGGUCUACAGUGCCUGGCGCGGGUCGAGCCGGGACAGAGGAGCUGGAGGAUGAUGAAGGAGCUCGCCCCCUGGCAGAGUCUCUCCUCUUGGCCAUCGCCGACCUCCUGUUUUGCCCUGACUUCACUGUGCACAGCCACAGGAGAGGUCCGGACUCGGUGGAGAGCAUGCACUCCAUAGACAGCUGUGAAUACAUCUGGGAAGCGGGAGUGGGCUUUGCGCAGUCCCCCCCUCUAAACUAUAUCCAUGACUUAAAUCGGACGGAGCUGCUGAGAUUGCUCCUCACCUGCUUCUCCGAGGUUAUGUACCUGCCCGCUUCAUCAGACACCAAUGUCCUCAACCCCUGGGUGACCUUCUUCUGCUCCACUGAGAAUCGGCAUGCUUUGCCCCUGUUCACCUCUCUGCUCAAUGUGGUGUCCGCCUACGACCCGGUGGGCUAUGGCAUCCCAUACAACCACCUGCUCUUCUCCGACUAUCGGGAGCAGCUGGUGGAGCAGGCGAUGCAGAUCCUCAUUGUGACACUGGAGCACGACAGAGGGGGUUCCCAUUGCCCGUCCUCCCCGUCCAGUGUGGAGGAACGAGAGUCCACCGGCCCUGAAAACCUGUUUGUCAAUUAUUUAUCAAGAAUUCACAGAGAGGAGGACUUUGACUUUGUGCUCAAAGGCUUAGCUCGUCUGCUAACCAACCCUUUGACUCAAACCUACCUGCCCAAUUCCACCAAGAAGAUCCAGUUCCACCAGGAGCUUCUGGUGCUUUUCUGGAAACUUUGUGACUUUAACAAGAAAUUCCUCUUUUUUGUCCUGAAGAGUAGCGAUGUACUGGAUAUUCUGGUUCCAAUACUCUACUACCUUAAUGAUGCUAGAGCUGAUCAAUCCCGUGUGGGACUCAUGCACAUUGGAGUGUUCAUCCUCCUGCUGCUGAGCGGAGAGAGAAACUUUGGAGUGCGCUUAAACAAGCCCUACGCACUUCAUGUGCCCAUGGACAUCCCCGUCUUCACAGGCACUCACGCGGACCUGCUCAUUGUGGUUUUCCAUAAGAUUAUCACCACGGGCCACCAGCGUUUACAGCCACUCUUUGACUGCCUGCUCACUAUUGUUGUGAAUGUGUCUCCCUAUUUGAAAAGCCUGUCCAUGGUAGCGGCUAACAAGCUGCUCCACCUGCUGGAAGCCUUCUCGACAAGCUGGUUCCUGUUUUCUGCAGCCCAGAACCACCACCUUGUCUUCUUUCUGCUGGAGGCGUUUAACAACAUUAUACAGUACCAGUUUGACGGUAACUGUAACCUGGUGUACGCCAUCAUCCGCAAACGGAACUUAUUCCACCAGCUGGCCAACCUGCCGUCAGACCCUGCCUCUAUCCAGAAGGCUCUGCAGAGAAAGAGGAAGUCACCUGACGUUAUCUCCCGCACCAGCUCACAGGAGACCGUGUCCAUGGAGGGCUCCCGCCCCGCGGUGCCAGCAGAGCCUGGAACCUUGAAGGCCAGUCUGGUUGCCAUGCCUGGUAUUGAUAAGCUGACUGAGAAGUCCCAGGUAUCAGAGGAUGGCACCAUGGUUUCAGUGCCAAAGACAGAACACUCGGAGCAGACUGCAGCCACAGGAACCAGCGACACAGAAUCCAACUCAGGCAGAGACAAUGAAGAUGUGUUCUACACUGAAGCUGAAAUGGAGAGAAGACGUUUGUCGAGUGCUUCUUCAGCAUCACUUUGGGCUCCGACACCAGAUUGGGUCCUUUCCUGGAAGUGCAAGCUGCCACUGCAGACCAUCAUGCGACUGCUGCAGGUGUUAGUUCCCCAAGUGGAGAAGAUCUGUAUUGACAAGGGUCUGACUGAUGAAUCUGAGAUCCUGAAGUUUCUCCAGCAUGGAACGUUAGUGGGCCUGCUGCCCGUCCCUCACCCAAUCCUCAUCAGAAAGUACCAGGCCAACGCUGGCACCGCCAUGUGGUUUCGCACCUACAUGUGGGGUGUAGUCUAUUUGCGCAAUGUGGACCCUCCCAUCUGGUACGACACAGAUGUGCGCCUCUUUGAAAUUCAGAAGAUGUAGGAUGUCAUCAAUGGAUUCUUCAAUGGAUGGAUGGGUUCCCAUGUAAAAAUCUCACUGUGUUAAACUUGCCUCAUUCAGUAGUCAUCAUGAUGAUGCAUGUUUUGGGUCGCUCAUUGAGACACAAAAACGGUAUUUAUUCCAUUUGUCAACAUUGUCAGUAGGCUACUAACAUCUCGUUCGGACCUGAAGAAUGUGUGCAGAGAUGACUGCAUUUUGUUUUGAUGUGGAACUCUUUUGUCAGUCACAUUUCAGUCAGACAAGUCAAACUAGUUCGAGAGAGGCGACAUCGUCCUGGGAGGGGUAAGUGUUUUUUUCCACCAGCUGGCUCGAUGCUGGAAGGCAGUUGGCCUCAAUGUCGGGGUGAGACGUUAUGCUAAUGAGCGUGUUUGACUUUUUUCCAUAUCACAGGUCACGUUUGGGGAUUCCGCUGUAAAAUAAGAACUUAAGGUUGUGUACUUUAUCCACGAUUACGCUGAACAGCACCAUAUCCAAGUUUAACAUUAUUCCAUCUUCUUGACAUGCUUUAAAGUGAACUUGCACCUUUUUAUGUUAUGUAACAGUAAAUAGUCUGUAUGUGAAGGACAGUGUUGAAUAUAUACACAUGUAUCAGUUUAAAAGUGUAUUUUCCUUAAAUUAUGCUGAAUAUGUAUAUACUAUAUAUGUGUGUGUGUGUGUGUGUGUGUGUGUGUGUGUGUGUGUGUGUGUGUGUGAGAAAAUGAGGAAAAUUGUGUUCUGGACUGAAUACUUGCAUUUGGAAGACUGAUUGCAACAUGCUGAAGUAAAAGCGUUGUGUAUUGUGA
This is a messenger RNA of Doryrhamphus excisus (bluestripe pipefish), 3441 nucleotides long. RefSeq names its product HID1 domain containing a (gene hid1a). Lineage: Eukaryota; Metazoa; Chordata; Actinopteri; Syngnathiformes; Syngnathidae. Gene Ontology annotation, cellular component: membrane; Golgi trans cisterna; Golgi medial cisterna. The record is from RefSeq and is a predicted model, not a curated record.